Molecule: messenger RNA, 5228 nt
Organism: Archocentrus centrarchus (flier cichlid)
Lineage: Eukaryota; Metazoa; Chordata; Actinopteri; Cichliformes; Cichlidae
Gene: sncaip
Product: synuclein, alpha interacting protein
Exons: 12
Coding region: 526-3315 (929 amino acids)
Molecular function (GO): ubiquitin protein ligase binding
Source: RefSeq, a predicted model, not a curated record
AGCUUUGUGAUAUCAGAAAAAGAAGUGCAAACAUCCGGUCAAAAAUCUCUUUAGGUGCUGGACAAAAAAUCUUAAUAAUACUUUUAAUUAUGAAGCACUUUUGGUAAACUGUUAUUUUAAAUGUGCUGAAUGAAACCGAUCUGACUCGAUGUUAAACGUCAUGAUUUCAGAUCCUUUGGAAAAGUUUCGGGUUUCUCGCUUUGCUCAAUAACAAGAAAGGAAAAGAAACCCAAACCAGCACGUUUGGGUUAAAAAUCCGAGCUAAACUGCAGCCUGUCCUUUCUGCCAGCUAAAUGUGCUCAGAGUGAGCCCUCGCCUCGUUUCCUGCGCUCUGUGCUGCCCAUAUGUCAAAGUCUUUGUGCUUUUCAAGACAGAGAGGCGACAGGAGGGAAAAAACAGCUGGAUCCAAGGACCAUCCAGCUAGCGGCUCCGCUAGCAGCGACCAGCUCCUCAAGGCAGCUAACCCCCGCUCUCGGCCCCCUGACUUCGGAAAGCUGGUUGUGAGAUUGAUGAUGUGCUGUGAAGAUGGAGGCUCCUGAAUACCUCGACCUGGAUGAGAUCGACUUCUCUGAUGAUUCAGUGUAUUCUGUCACGUCUCUGAAGAGCAUCCCCGAGCUGUCCAGGAGGAGUGAUGGUCAGACCGAGGAGAGACCAGCUCCGGCCAUCAACUGGAGUCGUGGCGUUUCCUCCCAUAGCGGUGGGGGGAUCAAACCCACUGGGAUCGCAGAGGUUCACAGUAAGUUCCGGCCAGUGAAGAGGGUCUCACCUCUUAAACACCAACCAGAAACCACAGACUCAGACACCGAUGGUAAAGUCCAGGGUCAGGGGCUGGUUCUGGGGGAGCCGGCUGACAAUAGUAAGGAUGACCCUGACAAACAGACUCACGCCUCCUCCGACGGGCAGGGAGUCAAGAGCCUGAGUGGCAGCGUUGGUGGUGUUGGAGGGAACAACAAUCCUCAGGCUUUGUUUGGGGAACUGGAGCACUAUGACCUGGACAUGGAUGAGAUCCUAGACGUACCUUAUAUCAAGUCCAGCCAGCAGAUGUCCACGCUGCCCCGUGUCCCCCACGACAAGCGUUCAGUGACAGGGAGCAACAUGGGCGGAGGCACGCUGGAGAGGAACCGGGGAGGAGGGCUGAAGAGCUCUGCUUUGCCCCAUAAUGAGCCUCUGAGUCUGGGCAGCAGCAGCUCACAGACUCCGUACUGCGUUCUCUCACCUGUAAAGUGGUCCGACCUGAGGAAGUCCAAGUCAAUGGAUCCAGACCUCCACCACCUCCACCGAUCCCCAGGUGGAGGAGGGGGCUACCAGCCUGAGAUGCUGUCUUCUGGCCUCCUGAGCUGCUCCUCCUCCCUCUCCUCUUUCUCUGAUGCAGACAAGCUGCUGUCUGCGCGGGUCUACCCAGACUCUCAGAGCCAGAGGCCCGGUGUUGACCCUCCAGGGGGCUCAGGUUCCCUGAUGUUCCCUCUGCCAGGGUGCAGCGUGAGCAGGCAGGACAGCUCCAAAUCCUGGGCUCCUGGAUCAGGAGGAGGGGGAGGUGGGCCAAGGGGGUUUGGAGGGGGUGGCGGAGCAGGAGGGGAGGUGGAUGAAGAAACCAAGAAGAACCAGAACAUCAUCAACAUUGUUAGAGAAGGACAGAUCUCAUUGCUGCCUCACCUGGCAGCUGAUAAUCUGGAGCUGAUCAGAGACGAGGACGGGAACAACCUGCUCCACAUCUCGGCCUCUCAGGGUCACGCCGACUGUCUGCAGCAUCUCACGUCUUUGAUGGGAGAGGAUUGUCUCAAUGAGCGCAACAGCCAGCAGCUCACCCCCGCUGGUCUGGGGGUCAAGAACGGUCAUCUGGAGUGUGUGAGGUGGAUGGUGAGUGAAACAGAGGCCAUUGCUGAGCUGAGCUGCACCAGAGAGCAUCCCAGUUUGAUCCACUACGCCGCCCGCUAUGGACAGGAGAAGGUGUUGCUGUGGUUGCUUCAGUUCAUGCAGGAACAGGCCAUCUCUCUGGAUGAAGUUGACCAGAACGGAAACACUGCAGUCCACAUAGCAGCUCAGUACGGACACCUCAGCUGUAUACAGACUCUGGUGGAGUAUGGCUCCAAUGUGACGUUCCAGAACCAGCAGGGGGAGCGGCCUUCCCAGAGUGCCGAGCGGCAGGGACACACCACUUGCGCCCGCUACCUGGUUGUUGUGGAAACCUGCAUGUCGCUGGCUUCACAGGUUGUUAAACUCACCAAACAGCUCAAUGAACAGGCAGCAGAGAGGAUUGCUUUACAGAAACAGCUGCAGAGACUGACGGAUCCCAACAAGGCAGAGGGAACGCCUUCCAGGUCACCCAGCUCCCAUCAGCCCUCAGUGGAGGCGUGGCAAGAGAUGAUGUUGACAGCAGAGGGGACUCCCAGUGACGGUCACUGGUUGGUUCGUCAGGGAGGGGUGGGGCCAGAUUCGGUGCUUCGGCAGCUCCUGGGGAAGGACAUGUCGGAGACGCUCUGUCCCAGAGAGAGGCUGCCUCCUGCGGGCGGUCUGAGCAGAGAAGGCCCCCCGGCUCCCGGGGGCCGCAGAAUAGGGCUGGUGGAGAGGAGAGAGCUCAAACUAGCAAGACUCAAACAGAUCAUGCAGCGUUCCUUAAGUGAAUCAGAUUCAGAUGGUUAUCCACCAGAGGAGGGCAAAAGUCAGGGAGCCCCAGCCUCAAACAUACGACCUGAUAGGCCAUCCCACUUGCCAAUCACAGAGGAGGAGCCAGCAUCAAACCACCUCCAACUGAUGAUGAGAAAGCACCUUCCCUCAUCAUCUUCUUCCACAGUGGAGAGGAAGCUUGCAUUUUCUCUCAGUGGAUCCAAGUCCGUGGACAGCAUUGGUUACAACCCUUCCCCCACCUCCAGUGACCCCGAGACCACAGAUGGCAAAACCCCAGACACUCCAGGGGACUUCCAGGAUGCCACUAAUGGCCAGAAAGUCGCAACCAGCCCCAAGAGUGCCCUGAAGUCUCCCUCGUCUCGCAGGAAGACGUCCCAGAACCUCAAACUGAGGGUCACAUUUGACGAGCAGGUGCACAAGAGCUCCAGUCAGGAGGCUGAGCCAACCAAAGCGCAUCAAGGGAAGGAGAGGACUCCAACAGGAAGUUCUGAAAGUAAGCGGCCAUUCGGGACCUUCCGCUCCAUCAUGGAGAGCCUGAGCGGAAACUCAAACCAUAAUAACAACAGUGGUGCUCAGUCAGGUCCUGCAGGUAAAGUGUCCACCACUCAGAACUCAUCUGGCAGGAAAUCAGAAAGUAAAAGCAGCCCAGGAGGCGGAGCCAAGGGCAAGAGCAAAACCAGUAAUGUCUAACCAGCGAGUGCCUAGUGAAAGGCAGAGAGCACGUAACGAUGCAUUCAAGAGCAAACAGUAAGAGACAGAACAUGAGAAACUUAAACUGAGUCAUUUCAGUUACAUGGUUUGUGUCGGUGUCAGGCAGAAAAUGUAACACAGUGACAUGUGGCAUACAGAGGCUUCAGAGUUAGCAGCCAUCUUCCAGUGGUGUUCUCAAAGCUCCCUGAAAGCCUUCAUGUGCUCCUGAGUGAUCAGUGAGAGGAAUAAAGAGCCACAGUUCUCCCAUAUUAGCCUCACUUAACGGACUCCCUGUUAAAUGCAGAAUCAGAGUGAACUUUUUAAGUCCUCAUCCUCACAUAGAAGGUCCAGGAUGAUCAGGCGCCAUCAUACCCUAAAGACCUCACGGUAAAAGUAAAGAGGCGGAGCCUCCUUUCCUGUAGAACCAGCUCCUGGUUUGGGUUCAGAACCCAACUGUCUAUUUUUAAAAUGUCCUUUUUGAUAAAGCUUAUAGUUGGGGCUGGAUCAGGGGACCCUGAACCAUCCCUUAGUUAUGCUGCAAUAGACCUAGGCUGUUGGGGGGGUUCCCAUGAUGCACUGAGCACUGUUGUUCACUCCCCAUGUGUUUCUGUGCCACAGUUGCAUGUCAUUUUCUCUUUUGCUCCACCCUCCAAGUACUCGCAGCAGAUGGCAGCCCAUCCCUGACUGUUACAAGGAGUUCUUCCUCCUCGUUGUCGCCGGUCUCCUUACAGGGGAUUGUGUGAUUGUUCCAUUCUCUCUCCAAUGCUGUGGAGUCUAUGACUUACAGUAUAAAGCGCCUUUAGAUGCCUGUACAUAAAACUGGAUUGAACUGAAUUAAUGGUGAAUCUGAAUUCAGAUUGUUUAAUGUGAACUAAAAACUAGUUCAUAUUAAGCUUACAGCUUUAAACAACAACAGCUGCUACAAUGUAACUGAAGUUUCUCGUGUUCAUUGUCUCAGAUGUUUGGCUUUGGAUGGUUUUAUACAGUUUAGGGACUCAAACAUCUCUUCAGCUUAUUUGAUGGGCCGAUGAUGAUGAUGCUGUGGUAGCUGGUGUCCUGCAGAAACCUGUCUCCAUAUUUCAGCUUUUCAUACGUUUUAUUUUUGGUUUUGUUGGCACAAAAAGUGUUAAAAUGUUCUGAGUGUGGGUUUGUGUUUCUCUGCCAUUGUUACUGUGCUCUGAUCAACACUAAAGAUGAAAUAUUAGUAUUUAUGUUUACACACAGUUAUAUGAUUUCAUUUUUAAUGUGGUUAUAAUCAUGCACAUUGCUAACGUGCACCAGCACAACAAAUAGUUUUAAAAACCACUGUAUAUAUAUUAGUAUUUAAUUUUGUUUUCAUUAUAUUCCACUUAAUUUUUUUUUCUCAUCUAUGCAGUAUUUUGGCAUGAAGUAGAAGUUAGUUGCUUGAUGUGAUUUUGAGAGUGGGAGGUUUAAAUUUGCACCUGUUAGGCCGGCCGAUGGGCCGACCGUGUCAGCAAUGAUCUUUAGGGUUUUUGUUUUUUUUUACCACUUUUGUGAGGUUUUACAAACUUGCUCAGAACCUGAAACAUGAAGGCUGAGGCUGUAAUCUGAUCCUCAUGUGGAGACACGUGUUUCUGCUGAAAAUUCAAACAGAAUAACAAAUCUGAAGAUCUACAGGAAGGUGGUUUUCAGGUUUUUCUAGAUGGUCUCCAUUAGUGCUGACACAGUUAUUGAUGAACUGAUUUCACAGUAAAUCAUUUGAUGUUCAGGGUCUUUAAAAUGGGAGACUUUGGGUGGAAAUGUGGCUUGUAAUAAAGAAACAAACUCAUCGGAGCUUCUCCGUGCUAACAUCCAGAGCUAAACGUUCCUACCACACUCUAGAGCAGGGCUCUUCAACUCCAGGCCUCGAGGGCCGGAGUCCUGCAGGUUUUACAUGUGUCUCUGCUUCAACA